Molecule: messenger RNA, 396 nt
Organism: Nelumbo nucifera (sacred lotus)
Lineage: Eukaryota; Viridiplantae; Streptophyta; Magnoliopsida; Proteales; Nelumbonaceae
Source: RefSeq, a predicted model, not a curated record
AUGGGGAACUACAUCUCUUGCAUGCUUGCCAACCCAGCAGAAAGACAGUCAAGAGGUGCAAAGGUGAUCCUACUAAGCGGCGAAAUCCAACAACUCGACGGUCAUGUCAAGGCGGCAGAACUCAUUUUCGAGAUAUCCAAUUACUUCUUGGGGAAUUUCCGAUCACUGCAAAUAGGACGGAGGUUCUCUACGCUUAGCCCCGAUGAAGAUUUAGAAAUGGGUAACGUCUAUAUCAUGUUUCCAAUGAAGAGAGUCAAUUUUGUUAUCAAAGCAGCAGACAUGGGAGCCUUGUUUAUAAGUGCGAACAGGGCUGCCAAUUGGGCUUCGAGUACUGGGGCGGUGCACAUCGUGUCGAGUACUGGGGUGGUACGCAUCGAGAAUAAACAGAGAGGUUGA